Messenger RNA from Lytechinus variegatus (green sea urchin), 4056 nucleotides. RefSeq lists its product as uncharacterized. The transcript has 6 exons. Lineage: Eukaryota; Metazoa; Echinodermata; Echinoidea; Temnopleuroida; Toxopneustidae. The coding region runs from base 261 to 1664 and encodes 467 amino acids. The record is from RefSeq and is a predicted model, not a curated record.
UGUGGAUUGCUAUUGUACAGAGUAGACACACCUCAACUUGAACACCAUGUGGAAAGGAGAGUUGGUUGUGGCUGCUCUGAAAAUUCAGUUGAAGAUAAUUUGUUUUUGUUUUCUUGAGCUUGCUAAAAUUAUGCAAGAAUUACUAAUUUUUCUGAUCCAAAGGCAGAAAUAUUUAACCUUUUUACUUCAGUGUAAACUUGACAAUUUUUCAAGUCUGAGAAGCUCAAGCCAUCGCUUGAGUUUUCUCGUUACCUAAAGUCAUGGAGGUCAUUGUUCCAAUGAUCUACCUACUGCUGAACCUUGCAAUUUCUUUUGGACACCAUGCAUUUGAAGUGUCUGUCCAGACAGACAACUAUCUUCCGGUCAUCGGUGAAGAUUUCACUCUGGUCUGUACCUUCACACCUGAAACCAGAUAUCGGCGGAUUGUUUGGACGAAGAUUAGUAAUAUCCAGGUGGCCAGUCAUUCAUGGUCACCAUAUCCAUUCGUAACCUAUCUUGACCCAGAGAAAUUCAGCUUGGCCGCUGAUACGUCAAGUGGAAAUUUAACAGUAUAUGGCCUUGACGAAAAUGAUAACGACAUUUAUACUUGCUCAUUAAGCAGCACAAACGGGGCUUGGAAACCAGGAUUCAAUAGCAUUCAGGUAACGCCACUACAACCGACUGCACCCUUCAGGAUUCGUAUAACAGACGAGAGAUCGAAUCGUCAUCACUUUUACAACACGAAUCUAACAGUAAUGGCUGGACAUCAAGUUAACAUGAUAUGCGAAGCAUACUGGGCGAGGCCUCCUGCAGUAUUACAAUGGCAUAUGCCCUACGAUGUAAUAGCUUUAUCUGAUGAUCAGUCUAAUGCCAUACGAGACGGCCUAUAUAUCUCCCAAAGAGCUCUUACAAUCAAAGCCUCUAAGAAUGACCGAGGAAGGAUACUCGAGUGCACUGCAAUGCAUCCACUACUUCAAAUCAAUCUCCAAAUAUCGGUUCAUUUGAAUGUUCAUGUUCUACCAUCUAGUAUGCUGCUCUUUGUUCCUCACGCUGAAGGCCACCAAGAACAUGGAACUCCGUCAAGAAGUCUAUACAUUAAAGAAGAUUCAAUCACUUCAGUCACUUGUAAAGCGAUUGGAUCAUUCCCAGCGACUGAAUUAGAAUGGCAUUUUCCCGAUGGCAACAUUAGCAUGCUGAACAACACAGAGACUAGAAGUUUCGUUUCAGAUGAUAAUUUAGCUUACACUGAGAGUUCCAUCAAAAUACGGCCAGAGAAGAAGGACCAUGGACAGUACAUUCACUGCAACGCAUAUAUGAUUGGCAAGUUUGUUGACCGAGCAGUAGCCAGAUUGAUAGUGUACGCCAUACCAGAUAAUGUUAAACUGACCGUCCCAGAGAGCCUUCAAGACGGUAUACAAACCGACAUAACCUGCACAGCUCGCAAUGGGUAUCCUGCUCCUCUCAUUCACUGGUAUAUCGGAUCAAGGAACGUCACAGGCAAUUCAACCCAGAGGACAUCCAUCAACAACGCUGGUCGAUAUGAUGCCGAAAGCACUCUAAUCGUUGUACUCAAUAGGUUUGACCAUGGGAAACAUCUUCUAUGUCAGGCAUUUCAACCUGAUACGCCUUUGGAAUCGUCAAUAAAUGCAAGCAUGAUUUUGAACAUAUCCUGUGAGUAUCAAUAACUACUGCUUGAGUAAUGAAUAGUGAAAUGAAAUAUAAUAAAUAUUUGGAAUAUUGUGCAAUUCUACUUCUCAGUUUAUUUAGAAUUGUAGAGAUAUUCUCUAUUCUGUGACUUGCAUCGACAACGAAAGCUCUUUACAUGUAACAUUAGUCCAAAGAUCGUUUACUUUUCUUUUACACAAAAUUGCCAUUUUUGCUUCAGUUACUUUUUACAAUGACAAUACAAUCCUACCCAUUUAUCUGAGAAAAAAAAUUAUUCCUUUUUUUUUGCAUUACAUGCUUCCGCCAUUCCUUGGAAUGUUCACUCUUACAAUGAGAAAUAUACAUGAUUUGCAUAAGUUAAAGUCUUCUCUCUCUAAGAAAAAUAAGAAAAAAAAUGCUUGUCAUGUAAUAAACUUAGUUUCCAACUAAUUUCGAAUACUCUCUAAAUUCAUUUUACUUAGUUUUAACUUGUGUCUUUUGUUUCACAUAGGUGCGUUGGGCAGACGUAAAGUUAUGCGCUGUAAAAGAAGUAAUCAAGAUUAUUAAUAUUAUUUUCAUUAUAACUGAAAUUUCAGCCACCCCAAAUCCACCAGCAUGGCUCUUCCUAGACCAAAACCAGACGACAACUUCAACUCUUUUCGUUGCCUGGCAGCUUAAGAGCGAUUAAAGACGCAAAUAUAUUUGAUUGAUCUAUUUAGAAUCUAUUUCGAAAAAAUAUAUAAAAUUCGUUGACUGCCAACCAAUAUUUAAAAUCAGGUUAUGAUUUUAAAUCCUAGAAUAGAAUGACUGCCAAAUAGGAUUACAUACUUUUUACAGUGCUGGCACUCAAAAGCAUUAUUGUGGCCCACCUGAUGUAAACAGUACGUGAUAACAAAGUUUAACUUAUUUCCCAAAUUGAUGAAAUUUGAAGUCCUAGGCCUAUAGACCUAAGAACUUGUAUUGAUUAAGCUGUGUACACAUUUCUACACAAUACGAAAGGCCUUGAUAAGUAAUAUUUGAAGCCAUUAACCUGCCCUGUUUUCAACAGACCAGUUUGUUUCCUUUCUUGGUGAAUAAAACCAAACACGGUUCUUGUUUCAUUUUGUCAUUGAAUGAAAAUGUAUCCCUAUUAUCAUCUGGUGAUAAUUCCUACCUAAUAAUAUUUAAAUAUCCUUUAAUUUGCUUAUUCAAUAUACAAAUAUUUCGCUGCAACUAAAGGAGUUGUUAUUUGCGGUGUGACUUCCGUUUUUCAAAAACUUGUCUUUAUCGCCAGUCACACAUGUUGGAAGGCGGUAGACCCAGAUUUCGACAUUUGUGACUGAACGUGAGUACGGGGAUUUUAAUUCUAAAGGCAUAUAAUCAAUUUUGGGUCGUUUGAGUAAACCAACAUUGUGGCAUUAGCAAAGGCCAAUAGGUACAAGUAAGAUAUAUUGACAAACAUCGGGAAAUCGACAUGCCACAAGCAACACUCUUCAUGAUUGGGCAAUUUUGACUUUUUGAAGUUCCAUCUGAUGCUAUAUUUACUUGUUAUGCAAGGAGAUAUAUAUUUUUUUCAUAUUUGUCAAGUCAUUCACAGUCCGUUGUUAAUGCAUUCAAUGUAUAAAAGGCUGUUCUGAUUUCAGACCGCUUACCUUCAAGGUUACUCUAUGAGCUGGCAUGUCUUGUUUUCUUUGUACGUUAUCGCAAUGAAAAAUAUUUUCGCCAUCACUCUGUACAGUAUCAUAUUGAUCUAUGCCGAUGACAUUCAGAUGUUUCUGUCACGUUGAAAAUGCAUUCUCUUUGAUUGAAAUGAGUAAUAUCUAAGAAUUCCUUUUACAAAAAUUUUAAGUUGAAUAAACGACAGUGAAAAAGAGAGAGGGGGAGCAAGUUCAUUGUUGAAGGGCAAGUAGCCCAGUCAUCGCAGUAAGCCUUUGUACUCAAGUUGGUGCACGGAACAAGAUAUUUGAUUGUAGAAGUUGAAAAUUGACAGUUCUUGUGUCCGUUUCAACUCACUAUGCUUGUGAAGAGAACUAAUUGAGAGUUGACUGACAGCUUAGGAUGUUAAGACAUUUAAGUACUCAAGUGGUGUCUAAACGUUCCCAGGUACAAGAGUUGUAUACCAAAUGGUGAAGGAUAGAUUAGGCUAAUUCAGGGCCUACUACCAUGUGUGUUACAGUGAGGUAUAUGUAUGGAUAGUAAGACAAUAGAUUCACUUAAUGCUAAUUGUGAGUUUAAUAUGUUCACCAUGUCAUAUGGGAUUUCUUGUUGAAAUAAUAUUCCCAGAUUCUUGAUAUAUCAACCAUUGUCAUGAUUGUAAAUGGUGGUUUCAAAUAGAUAAUUGAUAGCAAGAACGAGGUUGUGCAUUUCACAUGCAUGUGAUAAUAGUUUCUCUGGUUGAUGAAAGCUAAAAUUAUUAUUAAUCAAGGUAAAUAAACAGAUAUAGAUUGUUUUAUA